Perca fluviatilis (European perch) is the source of this 2219-nucleotide messenger RNA. Its product is annotated as C-type lectin domain family 18 member A-like. The coding region runs from base 83 to 1405 and encodes 440 amino acids. The record is from RefSeq and is a predicted model, not a curated record. Lineage: Eukaryota; Metazoa; Chordata; Actinopteri; Perciformes; Percidae. The transcript is spliced from 12 exons.
AAAGAGGGAGGAGAUGAGCAGCAAGGCAGGAUAACUGUGAGCAAAGUGGGCACUGUUGUUGGAGACAUUUCAGGAGUUCACAAUGGUGUCUAGAACAGCGUCCAAGUUUGCCGUUUUGUGCCUGCUGCUCCCGUUUAUCCACGCGAACCGGAUUAUCCCAGAAACACCGGAGCUCCAGAAGUCCGCCAUCCCCGGGCUCGGGGUGAAGGACCACUCGCAGAUUGUUGCCCAGCACAAUAGACUGCGCAGCCGAGUCAAACCCAUGGCAGCUAACAUGCAAAAAAUGGAGUGGAAUGAGAAGUUGGCGUUACUUGCAAAGGAGAGGGCAGCAUCGUGUCACACAGAUUCGCCUCCUCAACACUCCUCAUCUUUCAGACACGUUGGCUGGAACACACAUCUCUCUGCUUAUGGUGUCACAUCAUUUUCUGAUGCCAUUCACUCUUGGUUUGAGGAGGGGAAAGAUUUUCUCUACUUGAGUGGGCAAUGUAGGGAGAACGCCACCUGUCAACACUAUACACAGUUGGUGUGGGCCUCUUCGGGUCACGUGGGCUGUGCCAGCCAGCUGUGUCUGAGAGAAGGAGACCUCUGGGAGAUGUUUGUCUGUGCAUAUUACCCUGGGGGUAACUGGGAGGUGAAUGGUCAGCUGGUGAUGCCUUAUAAGACGGGCCUGUACUGCUCUCUCUGCACCUCUUCCAUGUCUGGCUGCUUUAGACUGUGGGACCAUGUAGGUGGAUUAUGUGAGAUUCCGAAGAAUCCGUGUCGAAUGAGCUGUGGUCAGCACGGCCAUCUUAACAUCUCAUCCUGCAAGUGCACGUGUGACCCGGGCUUUACUGGACGCCUGUGCCAGGUACGGUGCAGUGUGCAGUGUGUACACGGUCGUUUCAAAGAAGAAGAAUGCUCUUGCUUGUGUGAUGUUGGCUAUGGUGGUACUGAGUGUGCAGAGAAAGUGCAGUUUCCCUUCCACAGCUGUGAUGUGAUGAUAGAUGGUGAUUGCUUCAUGGUGUCAUCAGAAGCUGAUACCUACUAUGGAGCCAAGAGUCACUGUCAGGAACGAGCAGGUAUUCUAGCUCAGAUCCACAAUCAGAAGGUUCAGGACAUCCUGGCGUUUUAUCUCAGUCAGCUGGAGACGAGCAACAAGGUCACCAACUCUGACUUUGCGACACGAAAUUUCUGGAUUGGUUUGACAUAUAAGCCUCUGAAAGACUCAUUUCGCUGGGACACAGGAGAGAUCCCUAGAUUCAGCAGCUUUGCCUUUGGGCAACCUGACAACCAAGGCUUUGGAAACUGUGUCGAGCUGCAGGCGUCAAGUGCCUUUAACUGGAACGACCAGCGAUGUAAAACGCAGAACCGAUACAUUUGCCUGCAUGCUGCAGAGCACAUUGCCCGGUGGGAGGAUGGCAGGUGACCUGGAUUUCUCAAAGGGGUGAAAAUAGGUGUGCAGUAUGUGUUAAAUGUUGGUUGGUACAAUGGCCACUAAUGUUUUUUUUUUUUCCAAUUAUUGUACACAGAUCAGUGUAGUUUAGAUGUACUUGAUAUACUGUACAUGUUUGAAUGUGUAAUGCGAAUGUGUAAAGGGUUCUACGUUACUUAGAAAAUUUGUUGUUUCACUCUUACGUUUAAGAUAUUAGUUUCCACUUUAAACAACACAUUUUAGAUUUUCCCUUCUGCAAGUUAACAGUGCUUCGACAUGAUGCUUAAUCAUCCUCAAACAUCUCAUGUCACGUCACAUGCACCUGGCUCACACUGCGUUCACAAAAAACAGGCUGGUCAGGUUUGUUUACUUGUUGAAUAUUAAAAUGAGCUCUAAUGUACCCUAUACGGUCAGCUUGAAGAAAUAGUUCAAACAUUUUUGGGGAAUUACGUUUAUUUAGUUGUUUACUGAGAAUUAGACAGAUCGAUACCACUCUCUUUACAGUAAAUAUGGGGCAGCAGCCAGUUAGCAUAGUUUAGCAUAACUGACCUUGUUUCCAAUCUUUAUGCUAAACUAAACUAACCAUCCUGUGGGUUCAGCCUCAUAUUAGUGAGUUGUAUCAAUGGCAUCUUUGGAAACUUUGAGCUCUUCAGCCUACUAGAAAAUGUAAUUGCUGUUGAUGAACAAUGUGUGGCUGCACAACAUGCAUUUGUAAUGACUGAGCUACUGAUGGAUCAAAGGGACUGGCCACACAGUGUGUCACUACUGUAUAUGAGAUUUGCCAUGUAAUAAACUUUUUUUUUGCUGA